AAUAAACGAAUGGCAACGUUUUGUUGUGAAAUCCUACUGACUAAUUUUUCUUGAUAAAAAGUUUGACAGCCGGAAUCAGCGAUAUUAUUUCGGUGUUUUGAAAAUAUGGAUAUUAUUUUUCACGAAAAGCAACAAGGGUCGUUAUGCGCACAACACUGUCUAAAUGCGCUUCUUCAAGGACCUUACUUUACUGCUGUUGAUCUAGCUACAAUAGGGCAUCGUUUCGAUGAAGAGGAGAGAGCUCGAAUGGCUGAAGCUGGAGUCUCCAGUGAAGAAUACAAUCGGUUCCUUCAAGAACCAUCAUCUAAUGUGGAUGACAGUGGCUAUUUUUCAGUCCAAGUCAUCUCUGAAGCACUCUCGGUAUGGGGACUAGAACUGAUUCCUUACAAUUCUUCAGAUCCACGUGCAGCUGUGACCAGACAGUGCCCAAUAAAUGAAAAUGCCUUCAUCUGUCACUACAGAGACCACUGGUUCUCUAUUCGAAAACUAGGCAGACAAUGGUUCAAUCUCAAUUCCAUCCUGUCAGGCCCUGAACUCCUUUCCGACACAUAUCUUUCCCUCUUUCUGGCCCAGCUGCAGACUGACAAAUAUUCCAUCUUCAUAGUUGUAGGUGACUUGCCUAGUUGUGAGGCUGACAAGGUCUUGAGUUUAGCCCCCCUCUCUCCUCGCCACUUUAGAAAAGCCCCAACCAAGAAACAAGAACCAGAAGAGGACGACGAACAACUGAAGGCUGCACUAGCCAUGAGCUGGAAAGAAAUGGAAGAAGGGGAUGACCAAGAAGCCCUGAACAAGGCCAUUCUACAGAGUUUGCAAAGCAGUCAGCACGGUCAAGAACUGCCAGCAGCUAUCGCCCCAGAGGCGAGCAUCAGCACUGUCGACGAGGAUUUGAAACGAGCCAUUAGCUUAAGUUUAAGUCAAGAUCACGGGGAAACAUCUUCGUCUACCGCAGAGGCCUCCACAUCGUCGGCCAUCUCCGAUUCGGUUGAAUUCAUUCGACAGAGAAGACUUCUCCGAUUAGGACAGUCAGCCACAUCGCCAAAUAACCCUUGAAUCAAUCAAUUGCCUUUUUUGUUUUCAUCCUUUUGUUAAUUUCAGUGUUUAAAAUAUUCCGGAAAAAAGGAAGUGAUGUUUGUUUCCUUAAAAAAGAAGUGGAGUUGUCUAAAUUCAAUUGUGUAAUAUGAUUUUGUCUCUUUGUUUUGAAAUUCUUGAGCUAAUAAUCCGACUGCUAUCGACUUGAUUAAAUGGUUUGUGUACAAUUCUAAAAGCGAAUCGGAUUGAAACUAAUGGUGUUUUGCGAAUUUGUUUAACGUCUCUAUUACUUUGUGAAUUGAUAUUUAAAUAUGCGCCAGCAACAGUUUGUUGCCAUUUAAAUAUUGAAAUGCGAUAACAAUAGCAGCAAGCUGACAAGUAAAUGCAAUACACACAACACAUUCAAUGACA
This is a messenger RNA of Daphnia pulex (common water flea), 1440 nucleotides long. RefSeq names its product ataxin-3-like. Bases 106 to 1050 code for a protein of 314 amino acids. Gene Ontology annotation, molecular function: cysteine-type deubiquitinase activity. Gene Ontology annotation, cellular component: nucleus. The transcript is spliced from 4 exons. Gene Ontology annotation, biological process: protein deubiquitination. Lineage: Eukaryota; Metazoa; Arthropoda; Branchiopoda; Diplostraca; Daphniidae. The record is from RefSeq and is a predicted model, not a curated record.